CUGUGUCGUCACUGACGUGCGACUUUUUCUGGGCGGGAAGUUUUAAGAAAUUGAAGCGUCGUAAAUUUGUUUUGGGUGCAGGAUUAAUCCAUGAAGUUGGAAAAGAGAAUUUUACUUUUGUGGAUAUUUGUAUCGAGGAACGUAUAAGCUGUGCAAAAAGGAUGCAGAGAUCAGUGUCCACUCUCCGUUUGAGUCCACAGAUCAAAGUUAAAGUCCUCAAUGCGGGGUUUCAUAUGCUCGAUGACAUCAUGCAAGUCAGUGCGCUGGAACUCUGUCGAGAGACGGGGCUCAGCCAGGAGGAGGCAGUGGAGGUGCUACAGGCUGCGAGGAAGGAGGGAGGUGCUGAUGAAGGUGGAGGAUCAGGAAAUGGAGCUUCUCUGACCGCACUGGACCUUCUGCAGAAGGAAGAGGAGCUAAAUCGCAUUGUGACAUUCUCCUCGCGGCUGGACGCUGCGCUUGGAGGUGGACUUCCUGUCGGCAAAACCACAGAGAUCUGUGGGGCGCCGGGAGUAGGAAAAACACAACUUUGUUUGCAGCUGGCGGUGGACACUCAGGUGCCACCGUGUUUUGGCGGUCUGGGAGGUCAGGUGGUUUUCAUCGACACGGAAGGAAGCUUCAUGGUUCAAAGGGUGGUGGAUCUCGCCACCGCUGCGGUCCACCAUUGCACCUUGCUUGCCGAGGAUGCCGAGCAACAGGAUGCCGUGAAAACCUUUACCGUGGAAAGCAUCCUGUCCAACAUCUUCCUGGUGCGCUGCCAUGACUACGUGGAACUCCUGGCCGAGAUCUACCUGCUGCCCGACUUCCUAUCUCUUCACCCGAAGGUCCGCCUCCUGGUUAUCGACAGCUUGGCCUUUCCCUUCCGUCAGCAUUUUGACGAGCUUCGGACACAGCGGACCCGCCUGCUCAAUGGCCUGGCACAGCAGCUAAUCUCCAUGGCGACCAAGCACGACUUGGCGGUGGUCCUGAGCAACCAGAUGACCACGCGGCUGCAAGGUGGACGAUCUGAGCUGGUUCCCGCCCUCGGGGAAAGCUGGGGCCACGCGCCCACCCAAAGACUCCUCCUGCGCUGGGCGGGCUGUCAAAGGCAGGCGACUAUUUUUAAGUCACCAGACCAUCAAGAGGCCACAGUGAACUACCAAAUAACCACAGACGGCUUCAGAGACGAUGACGAAUCAGAGGAGCCGCCUAGUAAACGGCCUCGAACUAAUACUGACCAAUCAGCUGUCUUGUAGAAUAACUCUGAUAUGACGAUGCAGAGACCACAGGUGGCCAAACACUAUUCAAAGCCAAUGAGCUCAGAGAGUUAUAGGUUAGAAAAUGUGACACAUUUAUGUCAAAUAGGAGUCUAAGGAUAGUGCAAUAUUUAAAUUAAAAAAAACAAAAAAAAACGACACUCCGCUGGUUGAAUUUGACGAGACUGCUGGAUGCUGGAUAUGUGGGCAGUGAGCCAAUUGGGGAUGGUUGUCACCUGUUUGCCAUCCUAAGGACAGGGCCAUUCAAGCCACAUAACAUUAAAGUCAAUGGAGUGUACUUUGAAAUACCUAUAGAUUGCUCCGUUUUCAACCAGGUUUAUAAACAGCUUGGAUUUUCAUUAAUGUCAGAUGCAGUAACUUUACUGCAUACUUAAGAAUAUAACAUCUCAAAAUCCGGCCUGACUCAUAGCCACAUUAAUAUGG
Messenger RNA from Corythoichthys intestinalis (scribbled pipefish), 1676 nucleotides. It is a transcript of the gene rad51c, whose product is annotated as RAD51 paralog C. Gene Ontology annotation, cellular component: Rad51C-XRCC3 complex; Rad51B-Rad51C-Rad51D-XRCC2 complex; replication fork. The transcript has 4 exons. Gene Ontology annotation, molecular function: four-way junction DNA binding; ATP binding; ATP-dependent DNA damage sensor activity. The coding region runs from base 162 to 1232 and encodes 356 amino acids. Lineage: Eukaryota; Metazoa; Chordata; Actinopteri; Syngnathiformes; Syngnathidae. Gene Ontology annotation, biological process: reciprocal meiotic recombination; meiotic DNA recombinase assembly; DNA repair. The record is from RefSeq and is a predicted model, not a curated record.